AUGCAACGCGACCCCACCGUGUUCGUCAUGGGCGAGGACGUGGGAGCCCGCGGAGGCGUAUUCCUUGCCACGCAAGGGCUGCUGGAAGAGUUCGGAGAAGACCGGAUUAUUGACACCCCCUUGGCCGAAGCGUCCAUCGUUGGCAUCGCUCUGGGCGCGGCCUUCCGCGGCCAGAGGGCAGUGCCCGAAAUCCAGUUUUCUGACUUCGUGUGGCCCUCGAUAAACCAGCUCAUCGGUGAGGCCGCCCGCACCUGUUACGGCACCAACGGCGCGGUCGAGGUACCGAUGACCGUUCGCAUCCCCUACGGCGGCGGCAUUCGGGGAGGCCUGUUCCACUCCCAGAACGUAGAGACGCACUUCUUCCACACCCCCGGACUAAAGGUGGUCACUCCCUGCACCCCAUACGAUGCCAAGGGCCUGCUCAAGAGCGCGAUCCGCGAUAAUAAUCCGGUGGUAUUCCUAGAGCACAAAAAGACCUACCGCCUGGUGCGCGGAGAGGUGCCUGAUGGCGAGUACACGCUCCCUAUCGGCAAGGCCGACAUCAAGCGGCCAGGCAGCAACGUAACGGUGGUCAGCUAUGGCCUGACUCUGCACUACUGCUUGGAAGCCGCGCAGGAAGUCGCCGCGGAAGGUGUCGACGCAGAGGUGGUGGACCUUCGUACCCUGUCACCGUUGGACAAGGAAACAAUACUGUCUUCGGUUCAAAAGACGGGAAAGCUCCUCAUCGCCCACGAGGACAACGUCACCGGGGGAAUCGGGGCUGAAAUCGCGGCCCUGGUGGCCGAUGAAGCCUUCGAGUACCUCGAUGGCCCCAUCGUCAGGGUCUGCGGCCCGGACGUUCCGACCAUGCCCUUCGCCCAAACGCUGGAGGACGCCUACAUUCCCGACACUCCAAAAAUCGCUGCAGCUCUGCGUCGGCUGGCGGCCUACUGA
Messenger RNA from Geodia barretti, 933 nucleotides. The record is from the annotation of a GenBank genome assembly. Lineage: Eukaryota; Metazoa; Porifera; Demospongiae; Tetractinellida; Geodiidae.